CCGGGAGAGCCGCGGCCACACCGCCCGCUGGGACUGGGCCGAGCCGCGCUGAGCCGAGCCGGGCCGGGCCAUGGCCCCGCCGGGUCCCGGGGCGCUGCGCUGCGCGCUCCUGUGCGCGCUGCUCUGCGCGCAGGGACCCGCUCCCACCCGCGCAGGAGAGUGUGGCGAGCUGAGGUCCUGUGAGACAUGUACGGCUGUCACCCCCUCACACAACACCACCAGCUGCGUCUGGGUGGGCUGCGGGACCCCUGAGGAGCCAGAAACAGGGAGCUGUGUGCAGAGAGGAGCAGCAACAAGGGAGACUUGUGCACUCUACAACACCAGCACGCUGUGCCGAGCUCUGAAGUCCCCCACAGAAGAGCCUCCACAGUCCCACAGCAAGGAGCCAGUGACACACUCCACAAGGACCACCACCACUAGUGCCCCGCUGACGGGCAGCCCCGAGUUCCACCCGCCCGGCUUCGACACAGCCAGUUUCAUCGGCGGCAUCGUGCUGGUGCUGAGCAUCCAGGCCGUUGUCUUCUUCGUCAUCAAGUUCAUCAAGUCAAAGGACAGCACCUACCAAACACUAGAGGACAACCAGUAGGUUCUGGGUGCUGGUGGCCAUGGGGAGGGGGUGCCCUCCCUGCACCCCCGGAGCUUCACCCUUCCCUCGCACCUCCCCGGGGAGAGGAGGGUGGCAUGGUCCCUCUCCCCUGGUUUGCAUGUCGGGUGUUUCCCACCUGGUUUGCUGUUUUCCUGUGAGUUGUUAGUGGUGGAAGGGAAGGGGGUUUCACCCCCCUCGCCCCCUUUUCAGGCACGGAGCCCCUUGGGGGGUGCAGCUGAUGUACAACCCCUUCUGCCACCGGGGCGAGGUGCCUCCCACACCCCCAUUCCCACCACAGCAGAGUGCAGCCCCCCCUCACCCUGAGCAUCCUCGACAGGACAGGAGCUGCAGGGCUCCCAGUUUGGCCCCGGUUAGCACCCAGCAGCCACCUCCCCACCCUCGGCAGCCCCUGCCCCGUUGCCUCUCCAAAGCUCGGGGGCUCACUGGGGCGGGGGAUUCCCCUCUUCUCCUGGUGGUCUCUCUUUUCCCUUCAGCGUUUUGGCUGGAGCACCCACCCCCUUGCCCUGACAGCCCCCCACCCACCCCGACCCCCCAGCCCCCCGUGCCCACCGGAGGAGCGGAGCCAGGCCCUCGCUGUGUGCUUUUGCUGUGCCUCUGUGUUGCUCUGGGGGGGUGUCUGGGGGGGUUCCCCGUCCCCCCACCCCCUUUCUGUGUGUUGUUUUGGGGAGGGGGGUGCGUGUCGUGUGCUGUGGGGUGACGCUUGUAGCUCGGGCUGCCCCCCAUUAAACUCUGCGAGGUGG
This is a messenger RNA of Neopelma chrysocephalum (saffron-crested tyrant-manakin), 1347 nucleotides long. It is a transcript of the gene CD164L2, whose product is annotated as CD164 molecule like 2. The transcript has 6 exons. Bases 71 to 586 code for a protein of 171 amino acids. The record is from RefSeq and is a predicted model, not a curated record. Gene Ontology annotation, cellular component: cytoplasmic vesicle. Lineage: Eukaryota; Metazoa; Chordata; Aves; Passeriformes; Pipridae.